Mustela lutreola (European mink) is the source of this 1881-nucleotide messenger RNA. RefSeq names its product doublecortin domain containing 2C (gene DCDC2C). The record is from RefSeq and is a predicted model, not a curated record. Lineage: Eukaryota; Metazoa; Chordata; Mammalia; Carnivora; Mustelidae. The transcript is spliced from 13 exons. Gene Ontology annotation, cellular component: microtubule organizing center; microtubule. Gene Ontology annotation, biological process: intracellular signal transduction. The coding region runs from base 63 to 1703 and encodes 546 amino acids.
CCUGGCUGCGCCCCGGCUCGAGGGCAGCGAGCGGUGUCCGGUGGCCCUGGGGCAGCGCGGCCAUGGGCACGCGCGGGCCGCACGUGCUGGUGGACACCACGCCCGCCAAGACCAUCCUGGUGUACCGCAACGGGGACGCGUUCUUCGUGGGCCGGAGGUUCGUGCUGCCGCGGCGGCCCGUGGCCACCUUCGAGGCGCUGCUGGACCAGCUCACCGAGCGGAUGGAGGUGCCUUUCGGCGUGCGGCGCCUGUUCACGCCGACGUGCGGGCACCCGGUGCUCGAGCUGCAGGCGCUGCGGGCGGGCGGCAAGUACGUGGCGGCCGGCCGCGAGCCCUUCAAGAAGCUCGAUUAUAUUCAUAUAGAGCCCAGAAAACCUGCAAAGAUGAGAAGGUUGAAGGAAAUCAAACCGGUGGUACAUUGUGAUAUGAAUGUGCCUUCCCGGUGGCAGACGAUUCACCGGACCUCCCGGCACGUUAAUGUUUUCACAAAUGGAAGACUAUUUAUCCCACCUGUAAAAGUCAUCGUACCCAAAUUCAGUCUGAUGGAAUGGAAUAGUGUGCUGGCCAUGAUUGGGGAAAAAGUCUUCCCUCUAGGAGGCGUGCGAAAGUUAUUUACCAUGAACGGGCAUCUCUUGGAGAACUCAAAGGACCUACAGGACAACCACUUCUACGUGGCCGCAGGACUGGAGACCUUCAAAUAUUUCCCUUACUGGAAGUCCUCCACGGUGCCCAGCGAGGUCCAACAAAAGUAUGCAGACAUCGAGAAAUGCUCACGAGGGAAGAGAAAAGAGGACGCCAAAGGAAAAGAACCUCAUAAGUACGACGACAUUCCCUGUCAGGGAGACGAUUCUGUUUUUUAUGCCAAAGAGGGAAAGAAGAAAAUGCUCGUGGAGCAUUUAACGCACGGCGGCACAGAAGGUGAUGUGUACAAAGCCCAGACUCCCCACACGGAAACCCAAGGAGCACCGGAAGUCAGAGAGGACGAUGACGUGCAGGUGGAGGCGCCCGCGGACCAGACACCCGCGGAGAUAGUCAAGGAAGAUGAAGAGACACCUCAUAGCGGCCCUGAUUUUGAGAGCCACAAGGAGAAAGAAGAUGAAAGUCCUUGUGAAGACAGCGACAGGAAGGAAGACAAUUCACGAAUGUCUUUUAAGAAAAGGGUUCCCUUAAGACACAACAAAAAGAAAAAAGCAUCUCUCAAGAACCUCAGCGAGAAUAAAAAAGUGGUUCCAUUUCCUGAAAAAGAAUCAUAUGGCAUUCUAGAGGAAAGAAACACACCUGUACUACUAGAAACCCCACUAGAAAUAGAAGACCAAAGAGAACCACCAAUGGAACAACAACCACAAGAGUCAUCAUUGAACCAAUCGGAAGAACAACCUGAGGAACUAGAAUUGCUCAAAGAGCCAUAUUGGAGACAAGCAUCCCAAGAACAGAUGCCUGACAAGCAAGAAUCACUUGAGUGGCCAUCCUUGGGACAACAAUUCCCAAAACAGAUACCUGACAAGCAAGAAUCAUUUGACUGGCUGUCCUUGGGACAACCAUCUCAAGAAGAGAUACCUGACAAAAAGGAGUCAUUUGUAUGUCCAUCCUUGGGACAACCAUCCCAAGAACAGAUACCUGACAAACAAGAAUCAUUUGAGCAACCAUCACCGGGACAAAAAGAGAUGACUCAGGGAAAAAACAUUAAACAACAAAUACCAUGAAAACAAAAUAUGAGCCACGUUGUAAGGAACAACAGUCAGAAGCUACAAAGGAUCAUAAGGCAAAUGAAAAUAAAAUUAGGCAUUUUUUCACAUUAUACAGAAGAAGAGGUAUGCUAGUACAAUAUUAAAACUGUACAUUUCAUAUUUUGGUGGCCAACAUUAAAAACGAAUGACCAAG